AUGACGCACAUUCGAGUCGGCAGUUUACGCUGCAUAUUGAUUUUAUUAACAACUACACUUGUUGCUAACGGAGAUUUGCAAAAUUUCAUUGAAUUACAGCAUAGACGAAAACAUUUACCUGAUACUAAAUUUGGAUCAGAUGACUAUGCUGAACUUUUAGAUAAUAAUGAACCAGAGGUAGCGGAAAGUGAUCCCAAUUGGAGUAAAAUACCAGUGAGAGAUGUUGAAUUAUAUCCCAAUAAACCAUUAAUUUCUGAAUCUAUUCAAACUAAUCAACGUUCUACAUUUGAAUCAGAUAUAAAAUGGGAUAAAAAUUGGACUCCGGAAUUGAACUAUGGACAACUGUCAGGUGUUGAUUUAGAUCCAAACGGUAACAUAGUUAUUUUUAGUAGACGUGAAAUAGUAUGGGGUCAAGAUACUUUUGACUAUGGAAAUAAAUUUAAUCGAGCGUACGGACCUAUCAAACAUAACACAAUAAUAAUACUUGAUAAAAAUGGUAAAGUUAUAUUAGAGUGGGGUAAAAAUAUGUUUUAUCUCCCACAUGGUUUAACAAUCGAUCAUAAUGGAAACUAUUGGUUAACGGAUGUCGGACUGCAUCAAGUAUUCAAAUUUGAUGGAAAAGACAUCAAAAACAAUUGGGAGUUUUUGAAAAAUAUUCAAGAUAAAUCUGAACCUGACAAUUCUGCUCCUAUUAACGAUCAGAACUUAUUUAACAACAGUAUUAUUAAGCCUACAUUAAUAUUAGGGGAAGCAUUUGUGCCAGGGAAUGAUAACGAAAGGUUUUGCAAGCCAACGAGUGUUGCUGUUGCUAACAAUGGAGAUUUUUUUGUGAGCGAUGGAUAUUGCAAUUCACGAAUUAUAAAGUUCAACAGCAGAGGGGAGAGAAUACUAACUAUUGGCCGGAUUUUGAUUAUGAGUAGUUAUUUUAUGUCACCUUACGCAUUUUCUGUACCUCAUGCAUUAGCACUUGAUGAUGAUAUGAAUUAUUUAUAUGUUGCUGACCGAGAGCACGGCAGAGUUCUCUGUUAUUAUGCCCAAAAUGGAACCUUCCACAAAGAAUUUAAAAAUUCUGUUAUUGGGACUAAAAUUUACAGUAUUGCUUAUGCAAGACAACAUCUUUAUAUAGUUAAUGGAGCAGAUCCAUUUUCUUACACUAAAUUUCAUAUUCGAGGGUUCGUUAUUGAUGUUAAUUCGGGAGACGUUGUUGCAGAAUUCGGUCCUAAUAAUGACAUGCUUGGACCACAUGAUAUUGCUGUUUCUGAUGAUGGCAGUGAAAUAUAUGUCAUUGAAUUAAAUAGUAAUGCGAUAUACAGAUUUUUACAAGAUGUUCAUCCGAAUCGUUCAGUAAGAAUCAAUUCAUCGCAAACCACAAAAUCUACAGAUUCAGCAGCAACGGGUCAUCAUAACUUUGUUCCUCUGACGAGUGAUAAUUUAAGUGAUAAACUGUCGACUCACAUGAGUUUAUCGAUACUAAUAUUGACGAUUAUCGUCAGUGUGAUGAUUUUUAUUGGUCUUUGCGUAGGCGUUGCAGCAGUUGUAGCGAGAUGUCAAAAAAGAGGAUGCUUGUUGUCUGUUCGUAAAAGAGGUUACUGGGCAAAUGACAGUAAAGAUAAUUUUAAAUUAUCAAGUUUACUAAAUACUAGGCAAAAUAAAAAUUUUAGAAUUUUCGACAAAAGACCAAGUACACGUGACUUCAGUAAAUUGAAUACAGAACCCGAAACAACAGAUGAUGAACAUGUGGAAGAUAACCUUAUUAUAUAA
Molecule: messenger RNA, 1761 nt
Organism: Cotesia congregata
Lineage: Eukaryota; Metazoa; Arthropoda; Insecta; Hymenoptera; Braconidae
Source: the annotation of a GenBank genome assembly